Heterocephalus glaber (naked mole-rat) is the source of this 1274-nucleotide messenger RNA. Its product is annotated as 14-3-3 protein zeta/delta. The record is from RefSeq and is a predicted model, not a curated record. Lineage: Eukaryota; Metazoa; Chordata; Mammalia; Rodentia; Bathyergidae.
AUGGAUAACAACAAGCUGGUGCAGAAGACCAAACUGGCCAAGCAGGUUGAGCGAUAUGAUGACACGGCAGCCUGCAUGAAGUCUGUAACUGAGCAAGGUGCUGAAUUAUCUAGUGAGGAGAGGAAUCUUCUCUCCAUUGCUUAUAAAAAUGUUGUAGGAGCCCAUAGGUCAUCUUGGAGGGUUGUCUCAAGUAUCAAGCAAAAGAUGGAAGGUGCUCAGAAAAAGCAGCAGAUGGCUCGAGAAUACAGAGAGAAAAUUGAGACUGAGCUAAGGGAUAUCUGCAAUGAUGUACUGUCUCUUUUGGAAAAGUUCUUAAUCCCCAAUGCUUCACAAGCAGAGAGCAAAGUCUUUUAUUUGAAAAUGAAAGACGACUACCGUUACUUGGCUGAGGCUGCUGCUGGUGAUGACAAGAAAGGGACUGUGGACCAAUCACAACAAGCAUACCAAGAAGCUUUUGAAAUCAGCAAAAAGGAAAUGCAACCAACGCAUCCUAUCAGAUUGGGUCUGGCCCUUAACUUCUCCAUCUUCUAUUACGAGAUUCUGAACUCUCCAGAAAAGGCCUGUUCUCUGGCAAAGACAGCUUUUGAUGAAGCCACUGCUGAACUUGACACAUUAAGUGAAGAGUUAUACAAGGACACCACGCUAAUAAUGCAAUUACUGAGAGACAACUUGACACUGUGGACAUCGGAUAUCCAAGGAGAUGAAGCUGAAGAAGGAGGAGGGGAAAAUUAACUGGCCUUCCAACUUUUGUCUGCCUCAUUCUAAAAUUUACACAGUAGACCAUCUGUCAUCUAUACUGUCCCACAAAUAGUUUUUUGUUUACGGUCUAUGACAGGUUUAUGCUACUUCUAUUUGAAUUUCUAUAUUUCCCAUGUGGUUUUUAUGUUUAAUAUUACGGGAGUAGAGCCAGUUGAUAUUUAGGGAGUUAUCUGUUUUCAUCUUGAGAUGGCCAAUAUGGGGAAGUGGAAUUUUUAUACAAGUUACAAAUGUUUGCCAUAGUACUUUUGGUACACUGAGGCUUCACAAGGGCCAGUGUUAAAACUGCUUCCAUGUCUAAGCAAAGAAAACUGCCUACAUAUUGGUCUGUCCUGGUGGGGAAUAAAACGGAUCAUUGGUUCCAGACACAGGUGUAGUUAUUGUGGGUACUUUAAGGUUUGGAGCACCUCUGAGGCUGUGGUAGAAACAGAUAGCCCAUGGGUCUUCCGUGUAUGGAGGCUUGUGUUUCUGGGGAGUGAGCAGUCUGAGCGCGCACACCUGUGACUGCAGCUGCGGGG